GCUUUGCUCACUCUGAAAGGGCUCAUCACAAGCAGUUGCAUUUGGAGGCUUGCCCCCUCUUUUCUCUCAACCGCCUGAUGAAGACCGCUUUCUUUUUUUUACCUAUGUUACUUUACCGAAAGAACCAAGAAUAUUAAUUCCUGCAGUCAGGAAAGUUUCAAGUCAAAAUUUUUACGAUUUGGUUACCCUUGCAACGGAUCAAGCCCCUGCCCACACAAACCCACUCUCGUUGCUAAUUUUUUUUCUUCUCUUAUCAGCAACUGGCUUUAUCGGAGUGAGCCGUUAGUCCGCUCUUUCUCUGUCGGCGACGCUCGGCAGAAUGGGCUGCGGAACGUCAGCACGGGCUACGAUGUUGGUUUUCUUCGUCGUGACGGGGAACCUCGCAGGUGCCGUGGGCGCUCCCGAAUCCGUCGCCAGUUGCCCCGGAGCGUCCGUCACCUUCCCACGGGGAUGCAAGGUUCCGGACGGAGCCGAGUUGAGCUGGACCGUGAUGCGAAAUCGAGACAAAGUAAUCAUUUACGAUCUGGUCCAAGCGUCCGAUUGGUCGUCUCAAAACCCCACCUGGAGCUACGAAGGCCGGGUGGAGCUCACCGCUGACAUGUCUCUGCGGCUCAAAGGGGUGGGCGAGAGAGACCGGGGAGUCUACGAAUUGGAUUACAAACACAAUGCCACUGUCAAAACGUGCCAGUCGUAUGAUUUGCGCGUCACGGGGCCACCGCCCAUCCCGUCCCUCGACGUCCACCCCAAGCGCAUCGUCGAGGGUGGCAACGUCACCCUCAGCUGUCGCGUGCCACACGGCAGCGGCGGAAGCGGCGACCUCGUGACCGUGAGCUGGUUCCGAGACGGCUGCCCCUUGGGGGAGGACGCGGGGAGCGACCGUUCGCUGGCGCUGAUCUCCGUCGACAGUGGGGCCGUGGGCCACUACAGCUGCGUCCUGAGCAACGCGUGCGGACGCAGCAGCACCCCCAGCGCGGAAGCCAGAGUCGACGUUCACUAUGAGCCAGAGAGGAUGAAGCUGAGAGCCGACUGGAUGUCUCUGGACGCCGACAGUUACAUCAUCCGCAUCCGCAUCCGCAGCAGCAGCUACAGCAACAGCAGCAGCAGCAACAACAGCAACAGCAGCUACAGCAACAGCAGCUACAGCUACAGCUACAGCAACAGCAGCUACAGCAACAGCAGCUACAGCAACAGCAGCAGCAGCAGCAACAGCGGCGUCGACAUACUCCCGGAGGAUGAGGAGACGGCCCUGGCCCGCGGGGUCUACGACGCGGUGCGAGCGCUCCUCAGGGCCGCCUCCUCCUCCGCCUCCUCCUCCUCCUCCUCCUCCGCCUCCUCCUCCUCCUCCUCCUCCGCCUCCUCCUCCUCCUCUCCACCUCCUGGCGGCGGCAGUCCGAGGCAGCCCGGCAAGUACCCGACCCUGGCGGGGAUCUUCCCGGCGGAGGAGGCGGCGGAGGAGGCGGAGGCGGAGGAGGCGGCGGAGGCGCUCGCCGCCGAGGCCUCCGAGUUGACGCGCGGGCUCCUGGAGGAGGGGAAGGGCGACGACGACGUCACCGGCUGGGUCUCCGCCGAGCUGCACGCCGCGGCCCGCGACGCCCUCCGGGCGUUCUCCGGCGGCGACGACGGCCGCCGCCGGGCUUUGGGAGCGGCGGCGGCGACGCCGCGGGGAGGCGGCUCCCCGCCGUGCCCGGCCGCGUCCCGCGGCGACGGGGCCCGCGGGGCCCUGGUGCGCCUCGCCUACCCGGGCGGCCCGGGGGGCGGCGGUCGCCUCGCCGCUCGCCGGGCCCUGUCGAGGCCCGGCGAGAGGCCCCCGUCGCUGUUCGCCUUCGGCGGCUGCCACAACGCGACGAGGGGCGGCAGCCUGACCCUGGCGUGCGUCGCCGCCCCCGGCCCGGGGGCCGUCUGCGCGUGGAGCCUCGACGGUGGGAGGCUGCCGCUGACGGCGUCGCCGCCGGAUGCUUGCGAGCUGACCGUCCACGACCUGCACGGCGGCCACGAGGGGCGCUACGAGUGCGUGGCCACCAACGUCGCGACCGGACGCAGAGCGACGGCCUCCGCGUGCGUCCACGUCAGGGAGCGGCUUCUGAGCCCAGCCACCUUCUUGGGCCGCACGGCUGAGGGCUGCCGCGAUUCGACGACGCGGAGGUGGCAGCAGUAG
Molecule: messenger RNA, 2155 nt
Organism: Petromyzon marinus (sea lamprey)
Lineage: Eukaryota; Metazoa; Chordata; Hyperoartia; Petromyzontiformes; Petromyzontidae
Source: RefSeq, a predicted model, not a curated record